Molecule: messenger RNA, 1509 nt
Organism: Saccharomycodes ludwigii
Lineage: Eukaryota; Fungi; Ascomycota; Saccharomycetes; Saccharomycodales; Saccharomycodaceae
Gene: HFL1
Product: Hfl1p
Exons: 1
Coding region: 1-1509 (502 amino acids)
Biological process (GO): transport
Molecular function (GO): transporter activity
Source: RefSeq, a predicted model, not a curated record
AUGUCAACACUGGGACCAACACCUAACAUACUUCCCAACUUUGUUUAUUAUGCAUGUACCAUAGCAUCAACCUUAAGUUUAUUAAUUUCGCUUUACUCAAUAAUUCAACAAUUAUUGAACUAUCGGAAACCUCAAGAACAAAGAUUGAUUAUUAGAAUACAAUUUAUGGUGCCAAUUUUUUGUGUAACUUGUUGGUUCUCAUCAUGUCUACCCUCUUCGGGAGGAUUGAUUUCCACAAAAAUUGCCAAAUUAUGGAUAUCGCCCAUACAAGAGUUUUAUGAAUCCUUUGUAAUAUAUACAUUCUUCUCUUUAUUAACACUAAUAUUGGGCGGAGAGAGGAAAAUCAUGCUAGAUUUGGCUUGGGAUAAACCUUUAAUACGACAUCCGAUUUUUAUUUUGGGAAAAUUAUUGCCACCGAUUGAUAUAUCAGAUCCCAAAGCCUUUCUAAAUAUCAAAAGGGGAAUAUUACAAUAUGUUUGGUUUAAGCCUUUUUAUUGUUUAGGGAUGCUAAUUGUGGAACUUGCUAGUGGUACGGACACUAGUAAUAAGACAGCUGAAUGGUGUGUGUUUUUAAAAAAUUAUUUGAUUAUAUUUUAUAACAUAUCUGCAUCACUAUCUUUAUAUGACUUGGCAUUAUUUUGGAAAUGCUUAUAUGGUGAUUUGGCCGCACAUAACCCAUGGCCCAAAUUUUUGUGUGUCAAGUUGAUUAUUUUUGCUUCUUAUUGGCAAGGAACACUAAUUGGAAUAUUAAACCAUUUUGGAUUUUGGAAUGGUAAUGAUAUUGAUGGUACCGAAGAUAUUGGGUUUGUAUAUCAGAAUGCCAUCUUAUGUAUUGAAAUGAUUGGAUUUUCUGUAGGCCAUUUAAUAGCUUUCAGUUUUUCUCCAUACACCUACAAAGCAAUGCCUAAUUGCGGUAGAAUGAAAUUUAAAUUUGCAGUUAGGGAUUGCUUUGGGAUAGGAGAUUUGGCAUACGAUUUUAAAACUACUUUUUUAGGGAAAAUAUAUAAUUAUAAAAACUUUGAUUCCAUUGAAAACGUUAGGUUAAUGAGAAACAAUAGCCAUUCAAGCAAUAGGUUGAGAAACGCAAGAGUUACUGAGGGAUUGAGAGUGAUUAACGGCGGAAGAGAUAGAUAUUGGAUUGAUACGAAGAAUAACAGCCGUAUCGACAACAAUCGUUCAUCUGUUUUAUCGCUAGUAGGAGACCAACAACAAAAACUAUUAUAUGCGAGCAACCAUCAGGGAUAUGAUAGUAUAUGUUCGAUUGAAAGUAGUACUAUAAGAACGGAUACGGGAAGUAAUAUUGGUAGUGAAGAUCUCAUUACUACUCAAAGCGACAUGAUCCAUCAAAACCUUAAUAGCAUAGAAAGCGAACCAUUAGUUGAUAUCUUAGAGGGAGUAGAUUCGAAAUAUGUGCCUCAAGAUCCAAAUUAUCCAGUAACUUGGGAUGUAAAAGGGUAUAAGUAUACAACAGAUAUAGAAAGAUUAAGAGAUUCUUUAGUGAGUAGAUAG